This is a messenger RNA of Cydia fagiglandana, 2747 nucleotides long. RefSeq lists its product as uncharacterized. The transcript has 2 exons. The record is from RefSeq and is a predicted model, not a curated record. Bases 261 to 2747 code for a protein of 828 amino acids. NCBI's taxonomy places the organism in Eukaryota, Metazoa, Arthropoda, Insecta, Lepidoptera, Tortricidae.
ACUUAGUACUUGAACACUACAAACCUUUGUGCUUCUACUCUAGACGUUUGGAAAAAAGGGGAGGGGUAUGUAUACUUGCUAAAAAGGAUUUGGAUUUUGAAUUUACUGAACUAUCAUGGAUUGAAAAGCUUUGCCAGGAAAAGAUAUUCGAAUGCUGCGAUAUUGACAUUCCUUGUUAUAAUAUUACUAUCGUAUGCAUUUAUAGAAUACCGACAGGGGACUUGGAUAGGUUUUUUCUAAAGCUAGAUAGACUUCUUAAUAUGCUGACCAAAAAGUCUACAAACAAUAGACGAAUAAUAAUAUGUGGAGAUUUUAAUAUCGACCUGUUUAAAUCUAAUCUUGAUGCUGCUAAACAACUUGAAGCCACAUUACUAAGCUAUAACUUUAAGCUCCAAAUUAACGAACCCACACGCAUAACUGAACGAUCGUCUACUUGCAUUGACAAUAUAGCCACAAAUUUUGACAUUGAAGAUACCCCUAAAGUUCAUCACUUGAAUUUAUCAGAUCACUCUGCACAAGUAAUUGAAAUCCCAGCCAAUAUAAGAUUAACUCAAAAUUCUUGGUAUAUUCAGAGACGUGACUAUUCCAAAACAAAUUGCAACAAAUUUCGAGAAUGUCUCAAUAGUUUAUCGUUUGCUGAAGUAUUAAAUUGUAACGAUUGUAAACUAGCCUUUAAUCUUUUUCACGAUGAUAUACUCUUAUAUUUCAAACUUUGUUUUCCUUUAAUUUCGGUUCGGGUGAGAUCAAAUAAAAAGUUGAACUGGGUUACCAAAAGAAUGAAGACUGCUUCUAAAACUAAAAGGAAUUUAUUUAUGCAAUUGGUUAACACAAAAAAUAAAAACGAUAAAAAGAAAAUUAAAAGCCAUUACAAAAACUACUCUAGAAUUUUUAAGAAGUGCAUUAGACAAGCACAAAAAAACGAAAACACAAACUUAGUCUCCAAUGCAGGGAAUGUUGCCCAAGCAAGUUGGAACAUUAUAAACGCCAAACUAGGUAAAGAUAAACCCAACCAAAUGCUAGACGAUAUGAAUUUUAAAGGAGAAACGCUUAGUAAUCCACAAGACAUUACGAACGCUUUUAAUAAACAAUUUCUAAAUAUGGAGGAAAAUGAAUCCCAUAAACCGGAUAAUUUUAGAAAAGACAACAUUAAGUUCAAUAGUUCUACCAUCUACUUAAAACCAACAGAUCAAUUUGAAAUAACAAAGGUCAUAAAAUCGUUACGUAACUCGAAAUCAUGUGGUUAUGACGAGCUUAUGACGUCUGUAAUCAAAGAAAAUGCGGAGGUGUUGGCCUUACCACUCAGUCACCUCAUUAAUCUUUCAAUGAUGCAGGGUACGUUUCCCGAUAAAUUAAAGAUUAGUAUAAUAAAACCGGUAUUUAAAAAAGGUGACAAGCGUCAUUCAGAUAACUACAGACCUAUUGCAUUAAUUCCCAUAAUAUCUAAAGUGUUUGAACGAGUGAUGUAUUCUCGAAUGUUAAAUUUCUUUGAUAGGUUUGAUGUCCUAUCUAAUCGUCAAUUUGGCUUUAGAAAAAAUAGGUCUACAACGUCGGCUAUACUUGAGUUGCUAGAAGAUAUUGCUGAGAGCAGAGAGAAAAGGUUACCCGUGACAGCAAUAUUCAUGGACAUGUCAAAAGCGUUUGACUAUGUCCAACACAAUAUUCUAUUAGACAAAUUGCAUAAAUAUGGCAUACGUGGGAUCUGCGCGGACUGGAUAGAAUCGUAUUUAGUGAACAGGCAACAGUUGACCGAAACCACAAAAUACUGUCCUAAGACUCAAACUAUAGUAAAGUUUCACUCUGACGUUGAAAUUGUAAAACAGGGUGUUCCACAAGGCAGUAUACUUGGUCCGUUAUUGUUUCUUAUAUAUAUAAAUGAUCUACCUAAUAUUACUAAGCAUAAAGUAACUCUGUUUGCUGAUGAUUGUUCCGUUGUUGUUUGCUGCAAAGACCCUGCUACUUACGAGCUUGAAGUAAAUACUGUUUUCCAUGAUAUUAAUGUUUGGCUAGAAAAUAAUAUGUUAAGAGUUAAUUUAAAUAAAACAAAUUAUAUAGAAUUUCAUGCUCCUCAGGGUAACCCCACAAAUAUCAACAUUAUGUAUAAGAAUGUAAAGAUACAUAGCGCAACAUCUUUGCGAUUUUUAGGCGUAAUGAUAGAUUGUCACAAUAGUUGGGAAGUCCAUGUUGAACACUUAAUUAAGAAAUUAACUAGGUUUAUCUUUGCUCUGCGUAGAUUGAGGAAUAUCGCUUCCAGGCAAGCAUCGAUAUGGGCAUUUCAUGGCCAUAUAAUGUCCAACCUCCGCUAUGGCAUUAUCUUAUGGGGCAAUUGCAAAGACAUUAACAGAGUAUUUAAGCUGCAGAAAAAAUGUGUAAGGGCGAUCUGUAGCGCCCGAAGUAGAGACUCGUGCUUGCCGUUGUUCAAGGAAUUACAAAUACUAACGGUCCCCUCUUUAUAUGUAUAUGAAAUCUGUCUUUAUGUGAAAAAAAAUCUACACAAGUUUAAUAUACAAAAAAGCAAUCCGAGAAUAACGUCCAAACUCCAUGGCUUUAACUUGUGCUAUCCCAUUGAUCACAAAACAGCUUACUUUAGAAAGAGUGUGUUUUAUAUGUCUGUUCACACAUUUAACCACUUGCCUAAUGAAAUUAAAAUACUUGAACAACCUGAAUUAGGCCGUAAACUUUAUAAAUGGUGCCUAGAAAAAUCUUACUAUAAAAUAAGUGACCACUUUAUGUCUUCGAACAAUAAUUAG